AUGGUAUAUAUAAUAGCUCUAUUUAUGCUUGUAUGCUGUAAUUGUGUAAAAUAUAUGGAAGGCUCUUUUCUGCCCCUAAAUCAAUCACUUAGACCGAUUCAUAAGAUGUCAUUUUUGUAUUAUAGUCAAAAAAACAUGUUGAAGUUAAAUAAAACACAGAUUUUCGCUCCUUUGAAAAAAGAAUACAACACACCUUCCACAGUCUCGAAAUUAUUUUCAGAUUAUCAAAGGAAUCUCCCGAAAAAUCAGGAGAAGAGAAGUUAUAAAGAAGUUUUUAAGGAUGCUAUUGGAGUUUUCAGGGUGAAAACCAAAGUAACACCUCUGGUUUCACUCAUUUCAGUUUCCGGAUAUCUAAUACCUUUCAUGGUAGCAACAAGGAAUUAUGAGCCUCUAUUAUUAUCGUUGUCAUUGCCUAAGUUUGUGGAUGACAUAGUGACUUCAAUGUCAAGUUUGCAUAAGUUUAUCUCGUCGGUUCCGAAUCUGAUGGAACUGAUUCACCUGUGUAUUAAUAAGGUCUUCAUUUCAAAAAACGAACUCGUACAAAACCACUUCAUUAAAUUCAACUACACACAAGGACAUAUAUUAUCAUUAUAUGGAAAUUUAUUGUGUCAUAUAUAUUCUGAUUUCAUAAGUAGUCUUGGCCAGGGGUUUUUAGGCUCAGUUAUAGGCUACACAAUGCUUCUUUCGACCUUCACUCCUCUUCUUUACUGUAUGUUCUGUGCCCUAAUGGGAACCUAUUCACAACUACCCCUCGUAUCACAGGCCGCUCAAGUAAGCGUAGGGUCAGAUAAAUCAUACCCAAUGUAA
Theileria annulata is the source of this 807-nucleotide messenger RNA. RefSeq lists its product as uncharacterized. The record is from RefSeq and is a predicted model, not a curated record. NCBI's taxonomy places the organism in Eukaryota, Apicomplexa, Aconoidasida, Piroplasmida, Theileriidae. Bases 1 to 807 code for a protein of 268 amino acids. The transcript has 3 exons.